CAGGUUGCUAGGCAACGCCAGAGACUACCAGAGGUCUUGGUUCAGGUCAGGCUAACAGGCUAACACCGACUGCGGACACACUUUUCUUUGCUGAUUGUGUACAACAAUAACGCAGCACAGAGAUGCCGUUCAGUGGCGACGCUAUGAAACCUCCGCUGCAUGAGCAGAUAGCGGAGAUGCAGCGGAAAAUACAACUUCUGGAGGGCGACAGAGCUGCAUACUACGAGAGCUCUCAGUCCAGCAUCAAGAGGAACACUGAGUCCAUCCGCCAGCUCAGGCAGGACAACAAGAGGCUGUGCAGGAAGAUGGCAGAAGCUAAUGCUGGUGAUGAAAACAUCAUCAAAGUUGCCUUUCAUAACAGAGGGAUGGAGAAGGAUGCCUACCGCCACAUGACAGGGAAGGCUGCCCUGACCAUCCUCGAUCAGAAGGUGCUCUCCAAGAUGAAGCGUCUCAACGCCCUCAAACACGCCACCCAUACCCACCAGCGCCGCCUUGAAGAGCUGAAGAUGGAAUACCAGAGACUGAAACCAGAGGGCAGCAGUGGAGCACAGUCUGCUGAUGCUCGCACUCGGAAAAAGGAGGAAGAUGCCAUGAAACUGCGGGCGCUGGAGAACAGUCUGGAGAAGACCCAGUUUAAGUGCAAGGAGGCUGUGAACAUCAUGACUAACUAUCAGAAACUCAAAAGUCACCUGCAGGAGGAGAGUCUGACCUUCCAGGGCCAGUUGGACAGUCUGGAGGCAGAAAUCCUGAAGCACAGAGAGGAGCUUCACAACAUGCAGGCCAUGAACAACAACGCCCAGCUCUCUAAAGAAGCUGCUAAGGUUGACUUACAGCGACAGGAGGAAUUGCUCUACAAGGAGCGCAAGGAGAGAGAGCGGAUUAUAGGAAGCUACAGGAAGAACGUUGACGAGCGCAAGGCCCAGGCUGAAAAAUUCGAUAGAAGGGCUCAGAGAACAACUAUGCAGCCGGAUGAGCUGAGCAGCGAGGCCCAGCGCAGCAGCCCCAGGGUGGCAGGGGAAGAGGACAACGCCAUCUUCACUUUUGGGGAGGCCUUCCGACGCAUCAAGGAGGCCACGGGAGUCACAGACAUACAGGAGAUAGCGGAGCGUUUUAUCUCACAGAAGCAGACACACCAACACCUGGAGAAUCUCAAGCGAGAGAACGAGAAGGUGCUGCAGCAGCUGAAGGAGCAGAAGAAGCUCUUGAACCAGCAGUUCCAGGAUAUGAAAUAUUCUGGAGAGGCUAAACUCUCCAGUGACCAACAGAUGUUGGAGGAGGGUGAGCAGCUACUGCAGGCUCAACAGCAGAGGUGUGAUGUAGGUAAAGAGCGCCUGGAGUGGCUUGUUAAAGCCCUCGGGACCGUCCGAGCCGGAGUGGAGCACCUCGCAGACAAACUUCAACACCUCACACUGAGUGAGGACACGGUGGCUGCAGUGUAUCCAGACUCAGAUGAGAUUGUGGUGGAACUGUUGACCCAGUGUGAGCUGAAGUUGCAGCUGCUGCAUGAGGAGCUUCAGGGAAAGGAUGUGGCUGCUAUCAUGAAGGAGAUGGAGGAAGAGGAGUUCUACGUCAGGAUCGAGGGGAAACUGCCAGCUUACAACACGCGUGUCAAGCUGCCUGAGGACCAAAGACAGGACCUCUUUGAUGACGAAGACAACAGUGAAGAGGACGAGGCUGACAUCAUCUCGCGUGAGGCACUGAAGCGUCAGUCUCAGCUGAUCAUUGACUCCAAGUCCAAGAAGAAGGUCUGGAAGAAGAAGUUCUGAACCAACACCACAGUCUCAAGAUUAACAGACCAUCCCAGAUUUCCCAUUGCUAUUUUAGCCAUUUCAUUUUUCACCUCUACAAUUAAAAAAUAUAAAAUAUAUUUAUA
Molecule: messenger RNA, 1873 nt
Organism: Sebastes umbrosus (honeycomb rockfish)
Lineage: Eukaryota; Metazoa; Chordata; Actinopteri; Perciformes; Sebastidae
Gene: odad3
Product: outer dynein arm docking complex subunit 3
Exons: 13
Coding region: 123-1766 (547 amino acids)
Biological process (GO): cilium movement; outer dynein arm assembly
Cellular component (GO): cilium
Source: RefSeq, a predicted model, not a curated record